Hordeum vulgare subsp. vulgare (domesticated barley) is the source of this 753-nucleotide messenger RNA. RefSeq names its product protein LONG AFTER FAR-RED 3-like. Bases 1 to 753 code for a protein of 250 amino acids. The record is from RefSeq and is a predicted model, not a curated record. Gene Ontology annotation, molecular function: hydrolase activity, acting on carbon-nitrogen (but not peptide) bonds. NCBI's taxonomy places the organism in Eukaryota, Viridiplantae, Streptophyta, Magnoliopsida, Poales, Poaceae. The transcript has 7 exons.
AUGGGGAAUUAUAGAUUUUGGUCUACUGACACUCAACAUGUGUUUAAUUUAUAUGGGCAGCCUUAUGAGAAUGCUCCUGGCGAUUAUGGUCUCCAAUUGUUAGAUAUGGAUAUUCUGCUCAAUGCAACAUCAGAAUCAGACAAAUCAAGACUUCAGGUUGCCAUACAUGUAAUUGGAGAUAAAGCAAUCAAUAUGCUGCUAGAUAUGUUCGACAAGGUUGUUAGCUUGAAUAGAAUGAAGGACCGUAGGUUUCGGAUUGAGCAUGCCCAGCAUCUAUCCCCAGGUGCAGCAAACCGCUUCGGAGAGCAUGGUAUCAUCGCAUCAGUGCAGCCAGAUCAUUUGUUGGAUGAUGCCGACUCUGCUGGAAAGAAGAUUGGGGUAGAACAAGAUGAGCGGAGCUCCUACUUGUUCCUAUCACUACUGGCUGGCGGUGCACAUCUGGCUUUUGGUUCUGAUUGGCCUGUUUCGGACAUUUACCCGUUGCAAGCUAUUAAAACUGCAAUGUCCCGCAAGCUGCCCGAGUGGGAAGAGCCUUGGAUCUCCGAGGAGCGCUUGCCCCUGGAUGAUUCCUUGAAAGCGCACACGAUAUCUGCCGCAUACGCCUGCUUCAUGGACCAUGUUGUGGGCAGCCUCGCCGAACGGAAGUAUGCGGACUUCGUGGUCCUGCCAUCAACCUCAUGGUGCGAGUUCGCCUACGACAUCCCGGGGCACGUCCUGGCGACCUACGUGAACGGCAAGCAGGCCUAUCCGUAG